Lepisosteus oculatus (spotted gar) is the source of this 3855-nucleotide messenger RNA. RefSeq names its product G protein-coupled receptor 82 (gene gpr82). Gene Ontology annotation, biological process: G protein-coupled receptor signaling pathway. The record is from RefSeq and is a predicted model, not a curated record. Gene Ontology annotation, molecular function: G protein-coupled receptor activity. Gene Ontology annotation, cellular component: plasma membrane. Lineage: Eukaryota; Metazoa; Chordata; Actinopteri; Semionotiformes; Lepisosteidae.
UACAGCAGAUACACACUACUGGGGAAGCUAAGAGGAAUUAUUAACGAGAUCCGAUAUUUGUUACACUGACUGAAAUGCAGAUUUCUUGAAGAUGCAUUCUGGUGACUGUUUUAUCAAUAAUACCAUCAGCAACACAAGCAUCCCAGAAAGCAUUUGUAGACUCUGUCCUCAAAUAAUUCCCUAUGAAGCCAUUGCCUAUGUGUACCUGACGCUAGCCAUUGUGGGGUUUCUCACCAACGGUCUGGCCCUGUACGACCUGUGGAGAGCAGAGAAAACGACGACGGUGACCUUCGUCGUGAACAUUGUUGCCUCCGACCUCAUGCUGUGCUGCAGCCUUCCGUUCCGGGUGGCUUACUACUGGCACAGCGCCCAGUGGGCUCAGGAAUCCUCCAUGUGCACCCUGGCCAAGUUCACCACCAUCUCCCUCUUCUACAUCAACCUGUACUGCAACAUGCUCUUCCUCCUCUGGACGAGUGUCAACCGCUACGUCAGCGUGGUCCGGCCCAAGCUGCCCCUGCUGAGGCUUUUCAAAAGAGCUCGGGUCUGCCGCCUGCUCUGCGCUUUCACGUGGGUGGCGGCGAUCGUGGUCAUCAUUGGCACCAUCUCCCGCAACAUCGCCAAAAACAAGACGGUGGCCGCCAACUGCUUCGACCACAUCGUCAACGCCAACCGGCACAGGUACAACACCACGCACGUGAUAGGGGUGACGGUGUUCUUCCUUAUCCUCGUGCUCAUGCUGGCAUUUUACGCCCUGCUGGUUUACCACCUGCACCUCAUCCAGAGGAGCAGCCUGGUGGGCAGGGGCCAGCGGGGCAGCCUGAAGGUGCGCAGGAAGAUCCUGGCGUCGGUGGUGCUGUUCGUGGCCUGCUUCCUCCCCUACCACUUGGAGCGGAUCCUGCUGCUGACCUCGGACACGGGCGACUGCCGCUGGCAGGAGACGCAGUACAAGGUGAAGAACUGCACCAUCCUGCUGGCGGCGCUCAGCUGCUGCCUGCACCCCCUGCUCCACCUCGCCCUCCGCUCCCGCUGCUGCAGGGCCCGGGCCGAGACGCACGGCCGGGCCGCCAACAGUUGCACCGACGCCGGCCACACCGUCACGCACGCCAACAUCAGCCUGUCAGCCAUCCUCGACGCGCCCCCGGGGGAGGGCUGGGACUCCAGGGGGCACCAACCAGACCGGGGAGGGGGACAGCUCGCAGGCUGUUUGGCACCCUAACGGACACUCUGAUGUCAAAUGGGAUUUCACCAUCCUCAACAACCUUAAAACAGCCACCCCUCACAGCAUCACAACUUUAGCUGAGGUAUCACGCAUCUCCAACAAGAAUGUCUGUCAGCGGCCAGGCUACCUGACACUGCCGUGUUUGUGUGUGCUCUUUUUUGUGCUUGGCGUUGUGCACCUAGCCAUCAGCACUUUGUGGUAGUUCUCUCACAGCCCUGUACUUGACAGGGCUUCUUCACUAACUCAGGGAAUUGGGAGGAUGUCUGUUUGCGUGCUAAGUGGAAAUGAAACCGUACAACCCUUUCCUGAAGGACUAAGCCCAGCAGAGGGUUGGGACCGAAAUAAAUCAACACCUGUGCCUCAGACACUUGUGAAGGAGAGUUCUGCCCCCAGGGGAACACGUCUGAAAUGCCUUUUUCCGCAGUUUCAACUUGGACUCUUGGUGACAAAAAGUCUCUCCUUGUUCAUAAAAUGUGGGAGUUUGUAAAAUAAAAAAGGAAAACUAAAAGUGAACUGAAUUGCUUAAGAGAAAAAAAAACGUUUUUCUGUUUUGCAAUGAAGAUAAUAUAGGUGUUACUGCUUCAAAAAAAUACACCUUUUACAAUCACAUUUAAUAUACACAAAGCUUUGCAACACUCAUUCCCUCCCAAAACAAUGACAUUUUGAUGAUUUAUGAAGUAAUGUGUGGACUUUCAAAUGAGCUCUUUUUAUUCAAAACCGUAAUGAUCAAAUUGAAAACAGUUACAUGAGAAGAAGGCUGGAUGUGGGUAAAGCCUAUGAAGAAGAUGCACAAAGUGAAAUUCACUGACUGCACAAGUAAACAGUCAGUAUUUGGGAGAAACACUUUUGCUCUCAGUCAUUGGGGAUGGGACUCCACAUUUUAACAGUGGAAUGACAGAAUUUUCUGCCCAUUCUCCUUGGCAAAGCUCUGGAAGAUUCUUGAUGAACUGCAAGCAGGUCUUGCUGUAAGUAUUCUUUUGAAUUCAAGCCAAAACUUUGACCACUCGAGGACGUGUACCGUCUCAUCCAAAUACAAAAUCUGCCACGUCUGUAGUAUGUCUCCUCACAACAAUCUGGUCCUUUUUUUUGCAGUAAUGGUUUCUUUCUUGCCAGAAGAGCUGGUAGGCUCGUACAGGGAUCUAGGAUAACAUUGAUCUCUAGCCUGAACAUCGAUCCCAUUUCAGAGAGAGAUCACUGGUCACUGGUGACUUCACAGUGGCAUCACUACCCAGUUUUCUCCACACCUGCCUGCUCAGUUUUGAAGAGGAGCACUCUGGGUAGUACCAUGCACAUUCCAUGACCGACUUCACUAAACGUAAAGGGGAAAAUUAACCUUCUUCUGAUCUGUCACUCUACCGAUUCAGCCCUGAUAUGUUUCAAAACCUCCCUAGUAUUCAUUGUUGAUUUACCAGAUUGCAAUGCGAGUUGCAGCUGGAACUUCAGUAUCUGAGGGAAUUCAGACACAUACCUUAUUAUUAUUAUCAUUUUUAAGGGCUCAACAGUACAACACAAAAUUGAAAGCAUCCAGUUAUGAAAUAUCUAGAAUUAGAAUUUUUUUUCCCCCUCAAAUACAAAAACAAUACAGUAUACAUCUCUGACUGUGAACUAAACACCCCUGCUUCCUGUAGAAAAAAUUCUAACAGCUAGCUGUUUGGCAUUUUUAAGAGAAUUCUAGGUAAAUAUCAUGGCAGUGAGGACUCUGCUUUACAAGAGUUUACAUAGUAUACUGCAUAUGGCUUUUUACACGUUAAUGAAAAGAAAUGUACAGAUUUUUGAGCAAGCCCUCCCACAAAGAAACCGCUGUUAGGCUUGAGGCACAUCCACCAAUAUUUUCUACACUGCUACUAGCUUAAGGAAACAAACUAUUUCCUUGUCUAACUCCCCAGACUAGGGUUCCUAACACCAUCGUGUAUUAUCACCACCAGCCUCUCAGCCUCUUUCACUCCACUGCUGGAUGAAGGCUUCCCAAAAUUCUUCCACAAGCCUGAUUGAAGCUGCCUGGUUCCACUUUCCUUCCUAUUUCUUUUCAAACUGAGCGCCACCAUUUGAACACCACACCACAGGUUUUCUGGUAUGGGCAUUGCAAGGCUAGAUCAAUUUCAUAGAGGGACUAUUUGGUGUAUUUUUGAAAAAGAGAAGUUGCACUCAAGUAAUGUCUCAAUUAGAACUGCUUCUAUUAGGACUGAUUUGCUGCAGCACCUAGAGGACUCUAAGUGGAGGCUGUAGUUGUGCAUCCUGCUAUUAUGUAUGCUCAAGGCAAAGACAAUGAAAAAAAUUGUACAAACUCCCCGACGAGUGUGUUGCAUGAUACAAGUGUUUACUGUUCAGACAGUGUAGCCUGUAAUCACUCAUAAAAUAAAUCUAAAAACUCGCUUCAUCACAAAGCAGACUCAAGCCGCCUCAGGGUGUGCUCCAGCUCCUCCCAUCAGUCUCUCACCACUGCCAAGCUGAAGGAGUGAAAGCAGGUCUUCUCAAGAAACCAGGUUGCAAUACAAAGUCUGUGGGAGUUGGAGAUCCCCCAGACAAGCCACACUUCAUGAAAGUAUUCUGCUCCUGCCAUGAUGUCCCAUUUGGAUGAACAACAUACUGAAUAUUUUUAAUUAAAAUGUGAAUGCUCAAACUGAAAACAUGCAUUA